Punctularia strigosozonata HHB-11173 SS5 is the source of this 2052-nucleotide messenger RNA. RefSeq lists its product as uncharacterized. Gene Ontology annotation, cellular component: nucleus. The coding region runs from base 1 to 2052 and encodes 683 amino acids. The transcript has 2 exons. The record is from RefSeq and is a predicted model, not a curated record. NCBI's taxonomy places the organism in Eukaryota, Fungi, Basidiomycota, Agaricomycetes, Corticiales, Punctulariaceae.
AUGGACUCCUCCGCCUCCGGCCACGGAUACGCGUACCUGCUCGCCAGCCAGUCAACCUACGCUGCGAGAUCCGCCAGCGCCGGCGCCACCGACGCGUCGGCGUUGCGGCCGACGGCGCACGACUCCAGCGCGGCCAGGGCCCCCGCGCCCGUCCUCUCCGGCGCAGGGCGCGUGUACGGCUGGAGCGCUGGCGUCACCGGCCCGGGUUCAUCUCAGCCUCCAGCGCCUUCUCCGGUGUCCAGGCCUUCGUACGUCACGGAAGGAGGACACUAUGCCGAAUCGAGCUUUGCGUACGACGGUGCCCCCGGUGCCCAGCCGAACUGGAACGCGCCAUCGCAUAUUUCGUUCACCUCCCCGGGCGAGGCGUCUCCGCAGGCCAACGCCGACCCCGCCCUCUUCACUCCCGUACAUUAUCGUCGAGCUACUCCCGGUCAACACCACCCCAUGGCCGCCACGAUUCCGCAUAAUCCGUCACCGGUCGAGUCGGAGCCCAUGGCCGAUCCCACCGACUACCGCUACGGUAUUUCGCAGCAGCAGCGCCCGACGGUGGCGCACUCUCAUUCUUACUCGUACCACGAUCUGCCCCCUCGUCGUCUCUCAGCCUCAGCCUCCCGAUCCCUCGCGGACGACAUCGCGAACUCGCCUUCUGCUACUACGACUUCCCAAACAGCCUCUGGCUACAGGCUGCCAUUUAAUGCUAAUCAUCCGGGCCCUGCGAGCGCCUACGGCGCCUACUUUCCUUCGGCAUACAGCGCCCCUUCAUAUCCCGAUCUCGCAUCCCCUCAUUCCCAACCGCCGAACGCUCCGACCGCCCUGGUCGGCCAUCCCGUCUCGCAUUCUCAGUCGACGAUGAUCGCGACCGAGUUUAGCCCGCAGCAGACGAUCACGCCGCCCCCCGCGACCUAUUCCGAGCCGGACUCGCUCCAGUCGGACUACGACCUCUCCGUGCACGACAGCCCGACGGACGCGCAGCCCUGUUCGUUCCAUAUGCUCCCAGGAGGCAGCGCCAGCGGUUCUGCCCCUUCUCGCCCCGCCGGUCGCAAGCUCAAGAAGUCGCACGGGUGCUGGAUGUGCCACAAGUCGUUCGACCGUCCCAGCACCCUGCGAAAGCAUCUCCUCGUGCACACCGGCGAAAAAGCCUUCCAAUGCGACAUCUGCGGCCGUCGGUUCGGCGUGCAGUCGAACCUGACGCGGCACAUGAAGCGCUGCCGGGAGCGGAACGAGUUGCCGCCCGUCGACCAGGACUCACCCAGCAUGGGCGCGCUCACGACCGCCGUCGCGCACGCCGUCCAACAGGGCGCCCCCGCGCACAUGCACGCCACCGGAGGCCCGCACGGCUGGCCCGGCGCCUCCACCCACCCCCAGCAGCAGCAACGCGGCGGCCAUACGCACGCCCGACAGGCCACCGGCUCGUCGUCGUCGUCGCUGGACCACCCCGCGGCCCCGUCCGACUCGGGCUCGGGCUCGGGCUCCCCCGCGGGCAUGCCGCCCUCUACCACGCGCAAGCGCACCCGCCGCCCCAAGUCGGACAGCUGGGUGCCGAAGAGCCUCGCCAACUUUGAGAUCGCGUGCGAGCGGCGCGACUCGGUCCUCCCGCUCCCGCCCGUGACGCCGCACCGGGUCUACCUCGCGCCCGAGCAAGGUGGUGGCGGCGGCGGUGGCGGCGGGGGGGUUUACCCCUUCCCGCACGCGGGCGCUGGCCCGGACGCGGCGACGGUGGCGAUGGCGAUGGGCCGCACGUCGUUGCUCGAGGCGCCCGUACCGCACGGAUCUGGCGGUGCGGCCGGGCGCGGGCAGCAGCAACAGCGGCGUUAUCAGCUCCCCUCGCCCGUCGUCGUCGACACCGAGGCCGGGCCGUGCAUCUGGGAGGAGCGCGACUCGUACGCGGGCGCGGGCGCUCCGCAGCAGCAGUCGCGGUACCAUCCGGACGGCUGGACGGGCACCCUGCCCGGGCCUGCGCCGCUCGGCGCCGAUGGGGGCGCCAUCAGCACGCGGUUCAGGGUGCGCGGUGCGGGCAAGACGAGGGCGGCGUCGGUGCGGAGGACAGGCUGA